Molecule: messenger RNA, 8162 nt
Organism: Cololabis saira (Pacific saury)
Lineage: Eukaryota; Metazoa; Chordata; Actinopteri; Beloniformes; Belonidae
Gene: rbm15
Product: RNA binding motif protein 15
Exons: 1
Coding region: 137-2707 (856 amino acids)
Biological process (GO): regulation of alternative mRNA splicing, via spliceosome
Cellular component (GO): nucleus
Molecular function (GO): mRNA binding
Source: RefSeq, a predicted model, not a curated record
CGACUGUUGUUGUUUUGCCGCAGGGUCAGUAAAUAAAUCCGUUUACUGUUCCGGUAAAUUUCAGCAGAAAUACUAAAAAAAAAAAAAAGAAAAGAGGCCGGGUACCACAGGUGGUCGUCUCCGCGUGUGGGCUGAAAUGAAAGGUAAAGAGCGGUCGCCGAUCAAGAAGCGCUCCCGGGCCCUGGAGGAUCUGCGGGACCGGGGAGGAUGCCACCCGAGCAGCAAGAAAAUGGGGGCCGUGUCGGCUCCGGGGGGGAGCAACAACGGCAGCUCCUCCAAGAGCGACGGCGGCUCCGCCCGGCGCAGCCUGCUGGGGGAGAAACGAGACCGGGACUUCGACACGGGCCACAGCCGGCCCGGGAAUAAUAAUAAUAACAGUAACCACGGCUGCCAGUCCGGGGCCGGGGCCGGGGCGGGGGUGAAGGGACACGGCGGGCUGAGCCUGGCCGGGGCCGGGGCUCCAAGCCGCGGGGAGCCGCGUGGAGCUCCUCCACCCGGGCCGGACAGCGAGUACAAAACCCUGAAAAUCAGCGACCUGGGCACGCAGCUGAGCGACGAGGACAUCGAGGACGGGCUGUUCCACGAGUUCAAGAAGUUCGGCGACGUGAGCGUGAAGAUCAGCCGCAGCAACGACGAGCGCAUCGCCUUCGUCAACUUCCGCAAGCCGGAGGACGCGCGGGCCGCCAAGCACGCCCGCGGCCGGCUGGUGCUGUACGACCGGCCGCUGAAGAUCGACGCCGUGUACAUCAACCGUAGAAGGAGCCGCUCCCCCGUGGAGAGGGAGCUGUACGCGGCCGCGGCGGCCCAGAGCCACCGACACCUGCCCAGGCCGCUGUCCCCCACCGGGCUGGGCUACCGGGACUACCGGCUGCAGCAGCUGGCCCUGGGCCGCCUGCCGCCGCCGCCGCCGCCCCCGCUGCCCCGGGAGCUGGAGCGGGACCGGGACUUCGCCCUGUUCGAGGCCCGGGCCCGGCCGGCUUUCAUCGCUGAGCGAGCUGCAGCUUUCAGAGAAGAGGAUUUUAUCUCACCUGAGGAUGAUCAGAGGGCGAAUAGGACUUUGUUUUUGGGGAAUUUGGACACUAAUGUGUUGGAGGCGGAUCUGAGGAGGGCGUUUGACAGAUUUGGGGUCAUUACUGAAGUGGAUAUUAAGAGGCCCACUCGAGGACAGACUAGCACUUAUGGAUUUUUGAAGUUUGAAAAUCUUGACAUGGCUCAUCGGGCUAAGCUUAGUAUGUCUGGGAAAAUAGUGGGUCGGAACCCGAUUAAGAUAGGUUACGGGAAGGCGACUCCCACCACACGGUUAUGGGUGGGUGGACUGGGCCCGUGGGUUCCUUUAGCCGCCCUGGCCAGAGAGUUUGACCGCUUUGGCACCAUUAGGACCAUUGACUACAGAAAAGGGGACACGUGGGCCUACAUUCAGUAUGAAAGUUUAGAUGCUGCACAAGCAGCAUGGACACACAUGAGGGGUUUCCCUCUGGGGGGUCCAGAAAGAAGACUGAGAGUGGACUUUGCAGACACGGAGCAUCGUUACCAGCAGCAGUUCCUGCAGCCUCUUCCUAUACCACCGUUUGACAUGGUGGCGGAGUCUUUUGUCCACCGUGCAACACCUGAACCUCUUAGGGUCAGAGACCGGACUCCACCGCCGCUUCACUUUAGAGACAGAGAGCUGUUUCCUGGAGCCGAGUGGCCCAACCCGGCCAUCCGUGAACGGGUACGGGCGUCACCUUUUGACCCUCUGGAGCAUCUGGAACGAGACCGGCGGGUUCGGGAGCCUUGGUCUUUGGAACGGGAGCUGCAGGGACGAGAACCUGCACGGAAGCGGCGUGCGAUGGAGGACGGGCGUCAUCUAGACCACUCUCCCGACAGCACUGAUAGGACAGUAAGACGGAGACGGGCUUCUCCGGAGGGCAGCCCUGGAGGAAGCAGCAGAGACGGAGGGCGUUUCAGUGACUCAGAGCGCCCUCUGCGCGGCGACACGGCCUCUCCACCAAGAGAGCGGCACAGUAGCUUGGAAAGAGGUGGGGCUGAACGGAGGCUCAAAAUUCAGAGUCUCUCCGACAAGGGACCUUCUAGUGUUCUUUUAUCGGUUGGAGAACGCAAACGCAAGCUGGGUGAUGGUGGCAAAGGGCUGGCCAAGAGAGAACGGUCUGAAAGCAGCUCCAAGGGAGGUCAGCCAUCAAAACUUGAUGGAACCAAACUCAGUUUGGCCUGGCGUGGUAUGUUGCUCCUGAAAAACAGCAACUUUCCAGCCAGCAUGCACCUGCUGGAAGGUGACCACAAUGUAGCAAGUGACCUCCUCAUCGACACGACAACAGGAAGGCAGGUGGGCGAGUUAAAGAUCACGCAGCGUCUCCGGCUGGACCAACCCAAGCUGGACGAGGUGUCCCGGCGCAUCAAGGUGGCGGGUCCUGGAGGCUACGCGGUCCUGUUGGCGGUUCCCGGAACAGCGGAGGAGGCAUCUUCAUCCGACCCUGCAGCCUCAACACAGCGGCCGCUUCGCAACCUUGUGUCCUACCUCAAUCAGAAACAAGCGGCUGGAGUCAUCAGCCUACCCGUGGGCGGGAGCAGGGAUAAAGACAACACGGGGGUUCUUCAUGCUUUCCCUCCUUGUGAUUUCUCGCAGCAGUUCCUCGAUUCCUCUGCCAAAGCUCUGGCAAAAAGUGAAGAGGACUAUCUGGUCAUGAUUGUGGUUCGUGGAGCAUCUUGAAAAAAGAUCACAAUACGCUAAGCGCAAGUGGAAUUUAAAAAAAAAAAAAAAAAAAAAGAAAAGAAAAAUCUGCUGUAUGUCAAUAAUUAUUGCAUGCUGUGUGUUCUGCAUCUUGGGGUAAAGUAAAUAUGGUUCUCGAGUGUCUGAGUAUUGCCAUGUAAUCCACUAAAUGGACAACUAGUGAAAACAAUGGAGACAGUUUUUGAAAAUAACUUUUCAAUGAGUUUGAAUUUGAUCACAGUGACACAAUGGCUGUAAUUCAGACAGUUCUGUAACGGAUAAAUACGCUAUUGUUGGAAUUUUAAGAAUUCCACUUAAUCAUUUAAAGUCCAAUUAAAUUAAGGAGCGUUAAAGUUACACAGGAAAUGUUUGGGUUCAUUUAUGGGUUUAAAGUGUUUCCUUUUCAGUUACUGCCAAGGAUUUUACUCAAUAACACCUUCAUUACGAAGAUAAUAGUAUUUUUAGCCACAUUUACUGUAUACCAUUCUGUGGAAAGGAGACAAAACUUUUUUUUUUUUUUUUUUUUUUUUUUUUCAGUAAUCUUUGCUUCUGGCCUCCUUUUUGCCAACUUUUAUCUGUUACUCAGAAUAUACGGUUGGUGUUAUUGUGGUAAUUUCCUUCCCAGAUAUGUCGACGAAAAAAUUUGAGACUUCCUUUUUGUAAGCCUUGACUUGUUGUGAUUUGUCAACUAUUAAUACCUUUUGAUUGAUUAAAACAAAGUUAAGCAUUAAUGCUUUUUGAAAUCAAAAAGCCUUAUAAGAAUUAGUGAAUGAUCUCUAUGGAUCUCUUUUGGUGGGGGGAAAAAAAGUGAAUAUUUUGAAGUCCAAUCAUUUUGCACGACUCUCCUCACGUUGAGUACACUGCGUUUAAAUGUCCUCAUUAUUUACUUGAUGGGUAAUAAGCUCAGAAAGUCUGAAUGGAGUGUGAUUACUCGACGCAGAGAGUUGUGCAUCGUGUUUGGACUUCAGUGAAACUCCCUUUGGGUUGCUUGUGUGCAGUGUAAAAGUUAGAAAAUGACAUGAAGAUCACCAGUUGAAAGCUUCGAGCUCCAGGUCAUACAUUUCAUUUGCCUACAGUGUAAAGUCAGAUAAACAAAGUUACAAAUUGUUUUCGGUAUCUUGGUUUGACUGUUUUUGUAUUGUUUUUUUUUUGUUUUUUUGUUAUUUGGGAUGUCAAAUUGCAGAAUACAUGAGGAGUUCAAGUUACUGUCAGCAGGGAAAUCAAAAUUUUCAUGGUAACUAAAUGCUGAAUACCAACAUGUAAAAUGUUCGGUCAGGGAUCAGCUCAUAACACAGACAAAGCUUAGUAAAGCUAAUACUAACAGCUUUCUCACAUAUAUUUUGACUUAAUUUAAUUCAGUGUAUCCCUUUCUUCAGAUGGCUGUGCAUUGUGAUAUAUCAAACAUUUCAGUAGUAGUGGAUGAAAAGCCUAAAGGGGUUUGUGUUAUUUGAAAUUCUGCUUCUUUUAUUUGCCUGAAACCAGUCAGUAAAGCAAUUACACUAUUAAUCCAGAUCAGUAAAAUGUUGGUAAAAGUGACCUGCUGUUUGAUCAGUUAGUAAGUAUGUGCAGUUUUAUGGUUUUAGAUGUAUAAUAACAGUAAAUGUUUAGUUAAAUUUUAGAGGUCUAAAUUUUUAACAGUAUUCCUACUUAUGCUUGCCAACAGUUUUCCAAGGCCUACUUACCAUAUAUUGUUUAGCCAUUGUAUGUUGGUCAUGCAAUAGUAACUCACUAUGAAUUAUAAUUUGCUGACUUUGAUUUCAUAUGUACUGAAAAUAUUCAUAUGUGGCAAAACUGUUGUACACAUAAACAUCUCACCCACUGCAUCUUUGGAUUCCUGAGGAGAGGAAUGCAGAGCUGCAAACCUCAGCAGAAAAGGCACCCUAGUGUUUGUAAGUCCUCACUGAUGAGGCAGCUUAAAGUUGUGUAGCCCAUCAGCACCUGUGAUGACUUCUGUUUUAAGUGGAAAAUUGAGCAAUGUACGCUUUGAUGUCAUGGAAAAGGAAAAUCCAUAGUGCCCAUGUGAAGCUGUUCACAUACCUGCAAGUGCGUUUGGGCACUAAAUGUGACCGAAUAUCAAUAAAUUGUUCAUUUGAAGGGAAACGUGUUUCUUCGAUGGAAGUGAAUAGAAGAAACAAGCUGCAAUACCUUAUUGUAUUUCGAAGGAGUUGUCACUGUGAAAUUCUGUUCCUUCUCACAAAAGUGGAGACGGUUUGCAAAUUGUUUUAGCUCCAGUGAGCAGAGACCCGUGUUUCGUGCGAGGAUUCACUGUUUGCUUAGAGGCCGGUUCUGAGCGCCGAAGUUGCCCAUCCUAAGUUGCUUCGUCACUCAACUGUACCUGUCGGCAUGCAAACACUUGAUCAAGAUGGAGGAGCGUCUGCAUGCCCUUGUUUCAGCCAGAGUCCAGUUUGCAGUGUGAAGCAGAUUCAUACAGCGGUGCAGUUUCGGGAGGCAAGGGCUGGAGUUCCACGUGCCAGUAUCCUUUUGUCUUCCGUGCUCAUUAUUCUAACAGUUUCACAUGCAUUGUUCCUGGUUCUGAAUAAGAGGCAUGGGAAGCUCAUCAGUGGCUGUCACACACUCCACUGGGGAGGUUGUGAGUGACACAACUGAAAUUUUCAUAGCAUCUACAGCUCAAGCUCACUUCCUGCAGAGACCGAGCUGAAUAACUCAGCUCAUUGGUUUUGAUCCAGCUUUUUCCCAGUUAUGAUUUUGACUUGUAUCAUGCUUAUACCAGGGAAGAGGAUUGGCUCAAACUACAGCUAGGAAUAUUGUGCUCUCCUCUGAUUGAACCCUCUCCGAGGAGACGAGUGAAGACGCGCGUCUGCUGUUCUGAAGCCGUAUCCCGUCAUCAUCUGAGGUCUUCUGCUGCAUGGAAACGAAACACGCACAGGCCAUGCUGUUUACUCGUUUUGCCAUCGCUGGAUGGAGACCAUGCAGUGGAUCCCGCCCUUCACUGACGUUCUAGGAGACAUGUUUACUUUCCCAAUUCCUGUUACAAGUCUAAUGCCUAUUCUCAGAGGAAAGAAAGUUUUUCCAUUCCCUACUUCCAUCCAUUUUAGACACAUUAGUGUGAAAGUAAAUUCAGUAUUCUGUGCCGAGGAGGACAUCUUACUCCAGUCAAGAAACAUUGCCAUCUUGAGGACGGCGGAGCAGCAGUUUUCCUCUCACAGUCCGCUGCCUGACAUUCAGGACAAAGCAGGUAUCUUUCUGUGACUGGUGCACAGCCACAGCGCCAUGGUGAGUAACUGGAUAAAUGCUGCCUACCAUGACUGUAUCACUGGCUUAGGCAGCAAUGGUGAGUAUAACAUGUUCAACACCACAUUAUUUCCUAGAAAAAUUGCAAAAUAAUGCAGUCUCAUUUUUAGCCCAAGUUGUCAUUCAGGUUAUUUCCAAUAAUUGUUUUUGGACAUUUAAACCCUAAUGCCACUAAAAUAUAUCCCUCAGUAUUGUAUAUUAUGUUAGUUUCAUCACUCUAAAAGAGGGCUGAAUAAACUAACGGAAACUGUAAUACAAUUUUAACCAAAAUGUAGACACUUUUUUUUUUCUAAUAACAAUCAGGCUGAAGUAUUUGCUGACCUUUACCUAAAAAAAACAUGACAAAUGAAAAUGAAAUGAGCUUUUGAUUUGGCUACUGCUGCCAAGUCUUUCAUGUCAGACAAAAUAUUAGUAAGUUUUUGUAAUCUUCAGUAAAAUUAAACUUACUAAUGCUACAUACACACAGACCUCCCCCCAAAAAAACACUACAAGUAAAGGUGAGUAUGUAGCCAGUGGGAAGACUAGUGUGGCUUGUAAAGACCUCAUUUAAUCAUAAACAUGUGCUCAAGUAUAAUUUUAAGGUACAUUAAUUUAAGUAUAAUGUAUCAACAUUCACUGUCACUCCUUCAUUACAAAACUUAGUCUAGAAAACUUGAGCCCCCCCCCCCCCCCCCCCCCCCACCUAUAUUUGCUACUUUUGCUCAAAAGUUUAAGUUUUUCAUAAAUAGUAUUGUAUAGUGUCACUUUCUGAUGCGCAAUUAUAAAUUCAGACAAAACAACAUUAAUUGAUCUGUGGCAAUACAAGAUCAUUAACUGCAGCCUUGAUUUUAUCAACAGAGGUAUUAAAGGAAUCUGGACUAGUGCACAUCAGUGUCUAAGUAUAAUCCAGUUCUUUAAUUACAUUCUGGUAUCUCUUGUUUAUUUUUUGUUCCAUUAGUGUGUCGCUGGUUAUUUAUACACACACACACACACACACAUAUAUAUAUAUAUAUAUAUAUACACACACAAACAAACCUGUAGUCCAAUUUCUGUAGACUCCACCAUCCAUAUUCAUAGUUUACCUCACUCAAAUAACACUUCUAUUAGCUGAUAGCACCAGUAAGUGAAGUGCAAUAUACCUGAUUAAUGGAACAGACAUGUUCAUGGAGUUUUGAAUCCAACAAACAGUAUAAGAGAUGUGAAUAUACACUUAAUCUGUACGCAAUCGCUCACCUUUUUAAUCGGCUAACAGGUGGUGCUAUACAUCUAUUUAUGAAUGUAUGCAGGACGUACAAAGAGCUGUGGUAUUGAUUAACAGAGAGAUACAAGUAACAGUAAGUUCCCCCCUCCUUACAUCACUGGGUCCUGACCCGAGCAUUAAUUGAGCAGGAAGAGUGUAAAUGUUGAAAGGUGAGUUUUUAAAAAAAGAAAGAAAAAAGCCUUCUAAGGGGCCUUUUUUAUUUAUUUAUUUUUUCGCCCCAAAAUUGAAGAUAAGGGGCAGAAACUACUUCACAAAUUUACACGAGUACUUGCUAAAGCUAUUUUUCCAUUAUAUAAACGCCAUAUACAAUGAACAUUUAAUCAAUAAAUUAUACAGACUUUGGCCACAGUGCCACCAAUUUUAUCAUUUUUUUACUCAUCUGUGUCAGACACACUAGCCAUGUAAGUACUUUUACACAUAUUUAUUAAAUUGUGGUGCCAACUCAUCAUCACAUUUGACAAUAAACUCAGUUCAUGACGAAAGUGAAAACAGCCUUGCUAUUUGCAUCAUUUUUGAGAAAGACAAUCUAAUUCAGUGGGAUUGGUGGUAAAAGUCACAAAUUUGACAUAUCCAUGAAUUUUCAACUGGUUGCUGCGAAGCUUAUGGUGGUAUCAAGUGACAGAUAAAAACAUUCAUAUUUGACCUUAUUCUUUUUUAUUUCUGACAUUUAAAACUUUAAAUUAUUUCACGUUUUGUUUUAUUUUUAGACAUCCACCGGACAGCGUGGCGAUGGACAGUGGACCUCCAUGCAUGGCUUAACUGUAAGUAACCUGUUAAUGUCGACUACACAGUUCACUAACAGUCUGAAAUGUCACACAGUGUGUAAUAUUUUAAAGUGGAUACUAGAGAAACAACCUCUUUUUUUCAAUUUUACAAUCAAAUACAAGCAUGAAUGUUAGAAUAUAAAUGAAUAAUGAUGUGUGUAUUUUUUAUUUGUGUAUUUAUUAUAUGUAUGAAUAAAGU